Messenger RNA from Rotaria sp. Silwood2, 1179 nucleotides. The record is from the annotation of a GenBank genome assembly. NCBI's taxonomy places the organism in Eukaryota, Metazoa, Rotifera, Eurotatoria, Philodinida, Philodinidae.
AUGUACAAAACACGCUCAUUUAGUGGUCCAUCACAUCAAAAAUUAUCAAACUUUCUUGAAACACAAAGUAUAGAUGAUAAUAAAAAUGUUAAUGAUUAUUAUCAAAUAAUUCAUAAUUUAUUUCUAUUGGAACUUAUGAAACAAACAAUAUGUGUAUCAUGCAAAGUGAUGUGGAACGGUGAUAUGUCCAUAUCAAAGAGAGAAGGAGCGAAUUUCGUUGGUAUUGGUCAUCAAGGUCUCACAAAGCUUUGUGCUAUACUGAACUUACCAACUCCCAUUGAUGAAGAUCAUUUUUCUGAGACCAUCGAAUAUCUACUUCCAAUAUUUGAAUCACACAAGUCUCUAUCAAUGCAAAAUGCUAUCGAAGAAACUUGCAAAAAAUCAAAUGGAUGUAAAAUUACUGUUAGUGGGGAUGGUACUUGGCAAACACGUGGCUUUUCUAGUUUACAUGGAAUCGUAGAUAUUUUAUCUACAGUGCCAACUGCUAAAGUAUGGAUACGAUUAAUUUAUUGAGCCUUUGCCGCUAUUACACUUAUAAGUGGUAUUGUUUCAUUGGUCUAUGGAAUUUUUUUAUUAAUUCAAAAUGUUGGCGUCGAAUAUAAUUAUGGCGCAAUUAGUUUAUUUACAAUAAGUAUCAUCCUUAUUGUUGUUGGUGGUUUAUUAAUAAUAACUGUACUUUUGGGUGUAUUGGGAGCUCUGAAGGAUAUUUCGACUGUACGUUUGGUAUCACUUGUAUUACUGUUCAUUUUAUUUGUAGUACUUGUGAUUCUUGGUGCUUGGGCAAUGGUUUCAUUUAAAACAGGUCGUUUAGAAAAAAGUAUUGGUUUGGAUAUAAAUCGUUUGAAAGACAAACUGACAGAAUUAACACCGAUACUCAAGAAGGAGACUGCUUUUUUGAAUGAACAUUACAAUUGCUGUAUUGUAUAUAAUACAAAUACAGGUUCUGGAGAAAGAACAGAUGCUCGCUGUGUCGAUUCAGGUAAUGAUGAAAAUACAAAUAAUAAAACAGAUUUCGUUAACCUUUGUGUUAAUGCUUAUUUUCAAAUGAAAUCUAAAGUCGUUUAUCGUGUGGCUAUUUUGGCAUUAGCCACUGCUGGUGCCGUACUUAUCGCUCUUCUUUUAUAUGGUGUUGUAUCUCAACGUGCACGUGCUGGAUAUGCAGCUGUUUCUCGUGGGUAA